This is a messenger RNA of Fusarium redolens, 900 nucleotides long. Its product is annotated as acyl-CoA N-acyltransferase. The record is from RefSeq and is a predicted model, not a curated record. The coding region runs from base 218 to 769 and encodes 183 amino acids. The transcript has a single exon. Lineage: Eukaryota; Fungi; Ascomycota; Sordariomycetes; Hypocreales; Nectriaceae. Gene Ontology annotation, molecular function: acyltransferase activity, transferring groups other than amino-acyl groups.
CAUUGUUCUUCAAAAUUUGAUCUUGGAAAAGUUUAUCUGAGUUUCCUUUUUGGACGAUUCAAGUAUUUUAAGCCGCCCAGCUAAGCCAAUUGUUGAGAUCCGAAAUCUACAGAUCCACUCACCGCCAACUCCUUCAAUAUCUACCCCGGCUACACAAUAUCCAUUACUCAAUCAUUAUUACAUCUUGUCUAGCUGGUACAUUUCAACUAGUCUCAUCAUGACUGCCAAGGACUCCCAACAGGCUCACAAAGAAGUCAUCAUCAAACCCGCAACACUCGCCGAUGCCAAUCGCAUCGCAGAGCUAGGCGCACAUGUCUUCUCAAUAACAUUCGGGCACUCCGUCGAGCCUCAUGAACUCACCGCCUUCCUCGAAGAAUCAUACACAGAGCCAUCCAUCAUCAACGACUUAAACGACCCAAACAAAGAUGUAAUCAUCGCCACAAACUCCAACGAUGACUUUCUCGGCUUCGCAUAUCUCACCCGCGGGAGCAGUGAACCUUGCGUAGAAAACAUGGAAAAGACCGUUGAACUACAGCGGAUUUACGUACAUCCUGACUCUCACGGCGCUGGUGUUGGGAAGGCGUUAGAGAAGGCUAUUGAGAGUAUGGCGAAACAGCAGGGGUUUAAGAAUUUGUGGCUUGGUGUUUGGGAGGAGAAUCCGAGGGCGAUAAGAGCGUAUGAGAAAUGGGGAUAUAAACAGGUUGGGGAUCAUGAUUUUACUAUUGGGUCUAUUGUUCAGACUGACCAUAUUAUGGUCAAGAGUUUGUAGAUACAAAAUGCUACUGUGAUGAACGAUGAAUCGUGGGUUGGUGAAUUUGGCAUUAGAUGGUGGACUUGCAAUAUGGCAAUGAGAUAGACAGGCGAGAUUACAGAUCAAAUAGCUUCUUUCCGAUUUUUACC